GCUUGCCAACCUCCAACAUCUCUUGUAGUUUCCUCUCGUCGAAAGACCGGAAGUUAUGACUUCAACGUACACAGAGAGAUAUAUGGACUAUGAUAGAGGUCGUUCUGACCGCCCUCAGCGAGGUCCUGGCCCUUAUGAACGAUCAACGUCGCGGUCUUCGUAUCGCUCCCACAGUCGUGGCUCUUAUACUUCAAAUUCUCCAUAUUCACGUUCCGUGUCGCGUUCUCCUGACCGGUCCGAAACUACCGUCUUUGUAGAGAAUUUAACACGGAAUGUUACGCGUGAGCAUAUUGCAGAAAUAUUUGGAAUUUAUGGUAGAAUAAAUUCAAUUGACAUGCCUCUCUAUAGGAAAUCUAAAUCAAACAUGGGUUUCUGCUACGUUGAUUAUUCUUAUCCAGACCAGGCUCUGAAUGCUGUUGAUAAAAUGAACAACGGUGAACUAGACGGCGAAGAGUUGUUUCUUUCUCUGAAGCGACCCGAACGAAGAAAUAACAGAAAUAGAUAUUCCAAAAGUUCAGAUAAUUCUUACCGCCCAAAUCGGUUUGAAAACAAUCCCCGUUAUAGAAGGGACAGAAGUCCUUCAGAAUCUCCAAGAAGUCUAAGUCCAAACCAUAGUAGAGAUUCUAUGGGAUAUGCCUACUAUGGAAACAGGUGAAGUGUACUCUUUGCCUACUUUGUUAAUUCCCUGUUCUACUGAGUCAGAAUAGGCCUUACAUGCUAAUUUAGUUAAUUUGGGAACCUAUAUUAUUAUUAUUUACACGUCGCAUUAGUUGUAUAUACUCUAAUCGAAAUGAAACCAAUUUUUAAUUAAAUGAACGAUGCUCAUAAA
Schizosaccharomyces octosporus yFS286 is the source of this 829-nucleotide messenger RNA. RefSeq names its product RNA-binding protein. Gene Ontology annotation, biological process: mRNA splicing, via spliceosome. Gene Ontology annotation, molecular function: RNA binding. The transcript is spliced from 3 exons. NCBI's taxonomy places the organism in Eukaryota, Fungi, Ascomycota, Schizosaccharomycetes, Schizosaccharomycetales, Schizosaccharomycetaceae. The record is from RefSeq and is a predicted model, not a curated record. Bases 56 to 655 code for a protein of 199 amino acids. Gene Ontology annotation, cellular component: cytoplasm; ASAP complex; nucleoplasm.